Messenger RNA from Funneliformis geosporum, 1159 nucleotides. NCBI's taxonomy places the organism in Eukaryota, Fungi, Glomeromycota, Glomeromycetes, Glomerales, Glomeraceae. The record is from the annotation of a GenBank genome assembly.
CUGGAUUUCAUAUCGCAAAACUCUUAGCAAUGAGACUAAAGCUAAAGUUGAAAUAUUACAGAGUUUGGGACUUCGCGUAUGCCAAUAUCAAGAAGUUGAAGGUAGUUUAGCUAUAAGUGAUUGGGAUGUUAUUAUCAUUCAGGUUGAAAGUACACAUCGUAUUAAGCUUCACAGAAGGCGUUCAUAUGUAGUUAUUUUAGAUGAAGUCAAUGCGAUUAUGCGCCAAAUAUCCAGUGGAAUUCAUGCACGAGAAUCUGAAAAUGCUUUGCGAGAUUUGUUAAACGAAACUGUUAAGAUUCUUUAUGAUCCAGACAAAGGUUCAGAGGCUAUAAGAAGAGGUCUUAAGAUGCUUCGAGAAGGUAAGCAUGUUGCUUUUGCAAUAACAUCAUGUAAAAAAGCCUGGGCUUUAGCAAACCAAGCUUCUGCAUUGCAAAAACCAGAUGUUUCACCUAUUUUAACUCGUGUUUAUUUUGGCCAAAUGGACGGAAUGCAACGACAAGAGGAUUUCACUAAUAUUAAUGCUACCUGGAGUUCUCUCAACUGUGUAAUUUACACCAGUACUGUAGAAGCUGGUAUCUCUUUUGAAAUUCCUAAUCAUUUUGACGCUAUUAUAGGGAUUAGUAAUAUUAAAACAGGAGUACAUGUCAAAACUUUUACACAGAUGCUUUAUCGAAUUCAGAAUUGUCCACAACGCAUAAUUUCUUUAUAUAAUAGUAAAAAUUCCUUCGAAAUAUUCCAAGAGCCAAAUCGUAAUCUUAUUCGUGCAGGACUUUCUGCUUUAAGGCCUAUUGAUUUACCUACAGCAGUAAAGGGGCAUUGGGAAUGGGAUAAAAUUGCUGAUUGUUAUGCUCUUGAUGCAUCUUCAGCAGUUGAAACAUAUAUUGAAGCUGAAUAUCAGAGACACUUAUCAGCUAAGUACUUUUCUGAAAUUCUCUGCAGUCUUGUUUCUAGUACAGGAGCUUCACUUAAGAUUAUUUCUGCAAAAGGUACUAUAGCUAAUAGGAAAAUAGUUUCUAAUAUUAUUAAGGCGAUUGAAGAAAAUAUUAAAUGUUCUGAUGCAGAAUUAAUAGUCAAUACACCUGAUAUCAUUCCAGAUGAUGCUGAAAUUCUUAAACAAAUUUCCACACGAUCAUUCAAUGAUAAUAUGAUAUUGCAAUGA